Molecule: messenger RNA, 3291 nt
Organism: Physcomitrium patens
Lineage: Eukaryota; Viridiplantae; Streptophyta; Bryopsida; Funariales; Funariaceae
Product: 1,4-alpha-glucan-branching enzyme, chloroplastic/amyloplastic
Biological process (GO): glycogen biosynthetic process
Cellular component (GO): cytoplasm
Molecular function (GO): hydrolase activity, hydrolyzing O-glycosyl compounds; 1,4-alpha-glucan branching enzyme activity; cation binding
Source: RefSeq, a predicted model, not a curated record
CUGCCGCAGAGGAGAGCAGGGGGCUCGAUCGCAGGGGGGCGGGGAACCUAUCACGGCGGGUGAUCCGAGUGUGACCCGAUUGAGCGCGAUCGCUCUUUCGUCUCGAUUCUCGAAGUGGGUGCAUGCAAGAUGCACCCGAAUCGCACCCCUUCUCUUGGAUUGCAGCGCAAGGGCGGCACUCCGACGGGCUGCCCAUUAUGUCCCGCCCCCAUGAAUUUCACUCCCCCUCUUACUCCUCCUCCUCUAAGCCUCCCAUUGCUGCCAUUCCUGCUACGAUUCCUCCUCCAAAUGGUCAUGAUUCGUCUUGCUGCCAGGUUCUUGUCCAUCUCCAGAUUCUCUAAUUCUGAACUCGUGCUUUGAUGCCGCACGCUGAGAAUGCAUUGUGAGGUGUGCAAAGCCAAUUCAGCUGGUUUUUGCUUCGUAGUCUACGAUACCUCCUUUGAAUUUUUGGUGUACCGGUAUGAAUGCGGGGAUUUAUUAGAGGAGAUUGUGCGUUAGCCGAUUAUGAAAUUGUGCAAAGUGUGAUUCUUUUUUGGUUUUAGUGGAGAUUGGUUGUAUUCAAUUUCGACAAAGCGAGGUGUGUGUCGACGAUAAGCACCGCGGGAAUCAGAAUUGAUCUUUGUGAACUUCGUCACCGGAGCCUGUUUAUCUGUUGCUGAGGAGCACAUCUUCUGCUAUUCGUGCUAAGUUUGAUUCGGUCGCAUAGUGUGCUGGAGCAUUUUUGAAUUGCUGCAGUUUUUACUUCAAAAGACCCAUGUGGGGAGUUGGAGGACUUACUCGAAGAUUCAGCUUCAAGGCCAGCUGUCCUACAGUUAAGGCAUCCGACUUGGAGGCUGACAAGCCGGAUAAUUCAGCGGAUAAGCCACAACCAUGGAAGGACAUGAAUGGCAUGCAGAAUUUAGGAGUGCUGGAGUUGGACCCUUAUCUCGCCCCCCACCGGAUCCAUCUGCGAUCUCGUGUUCGCGAGUUUAUGAAACGAAAGAUGGAAAUCGAGAAACAUGAAGGAAGUUUGGAGGAUUUUGCCGAAGGGUACAAGAAGUUUGGGUUUACUCGUGAAGGAAAUUGCAUUGUUUAUCGGGAGUGGGCUCCCGCAGCAGCGGCUGCUCAGUUAAUCGGGGACUUCAACAACUGGGAUGGGAGAAAACAUAACAUGGAAAGAGACAAGUUUGGUGUUUGGUCUAUCAGGUUGCCAGACGUGCGUGGUGUCUCUGCGAUUCCUCACGGAUCUAAAGUGAGGAUCAGAAUUAAGAAGGGUGAUGAUACUUGGGUAGAUCGUAUUCCAGCCUGGAUUAAAUAUGCCGUAGUUGAUCCUACUGUAUUUGCUGCGGAUUAUGAUGGUGUUUACUGGGAUCCACCUUUGAGGGAAAGAUAUCACUUCAAGCAUGCCCGCCCACAAAAACCAUCAGCUCCACUCAUUUAUGAAGCUCAUGUGGGAAUGAGCUCAAAAGAACCGCGAGUAUCGUCCUACAGAGAGUUCGCGGACGAAGUUCUUCCUAGGAUCAAGGCUAACAAUUACAAUACCAUUCAGCUGAUGGCAAUUAUGGAACAUGCUUACUAUGGUUGCUUUGGUUACCAUGUCACUAAUUUCUUUGCAGUUAGCAGCCGAAGUGGUACUCCCGAGGACCUGAAGUACCUGAUAGACCAGGCUCAUUCAAUGGGACUUCGAGUUUUGAUGGAUGUGGUACAUAGCCAUGCAAGCACCAAUGCCGUCGAUGGAUUGGCUGGGUAUGAUUUGGGCCAGCCAGCUCAAGAGUCCUACUUUCAUACUGGUGCCCGAGGAUACCAUAAGCUUUGGGAUAGUCGACUGUUCAAUUAUGGGUCGUGGGAGGUGCAGCGGUUCCUUCUAUCAAAUCUGAGAUGGUGGAUGGAUGAGUACAUGUUUGAUGGCUUUCGUUUCGACGGGAUCACUUCUAUGCUCUAUCACCAUCACGGACUGAACAUGCGCUUUAGUGGAAAUUACUAUGAGUAUUUCAGCGAAGCCACUGAUGUCGAAGCAGUGAUGUACUUAAUGCUUGCAAAUGAUCUAGUCCACAAGAUGUAUCCCGAUGCCACAGUUAUUGCGGAAGAUGUAUCAGGCUUUCCCACUCUCUGUCGUCCAGUUUCAGAAGGAGGUGUUGGCUUUGACUAUCGUCUAGCCAUGGGUAUACCCGACAAGUGGAUGGAGUACCUGAAAGUUAAGGAGGAGGAAGAUUGGUCUAUGGGUGAUAUUGUUCACACUCUUACCAAUCGGAGAUAUAAGGAGCCUUGUGUCGCUUACUCCGAGAGCCAUGAUCAGUCUAUGGUCGGAGAUAAAUCGUAUGCAUUUUUACUGAUGGACAAGGAAAUGUAUUUCAGCAUGUUAGCUACGCAACCAUCGAAUCCUAUCGUAGAUCGAGGAAUAGCACUACACAAGAUGAUUCACUUCAUUACCAUGGCUCUUGGUGGAGAAGGCUACUUAAACUUCAUGGGCAACGAGUUUGGUCACCCCGAGUGGAUUGACUUUCCCAGACAAGGAAACAAUUGGUCAUUUGACAAGUGUCGAAGGCUCUGGGAUCUCGCGGAUCGGGACGACCUUCGAUACAAGUUUAUGAAUAACUUCAACAGAGCGAUGAUUGGCCUUGGUGAAAGCUUCCAAUUUGUGGGUUCUUCGAAGCAGUACAUCUCCAACAAAAGUGAAACUGAGAGGGUCAUUGCAUUCGAAAGGGGAGACUUGGUAUUUGUGUUCAACUUCCAUUCAACAAACACAUACCCGGAGUUGAAGGUAGGCUGUGAGAUUCCUGGCAACUACCGGAUCUGCUUGGAUAGUGAUGCUGCGGAAUUUGGAGGCCAUUCCCGGGUGGACCACGAGGUUAAUCACUGUACAAAUCCUGAGGGAGAGCCAGGAAAGCCAGAGACUGGUUACAACAAUCGACCACAUUCCUUCAUGGUCAUGUCUCCAUCUCGCAGUUGCCAGGUGUACCACAAAGUAUCCGAGUAAAUUGGGGAACGUUGUUGGAUCACCGGGGUCUUUUUCUGUACAUUAUAUUUCUCCGUGUAUACUAAGAUAUAGUGAACCUACUUCAUUUUAGCCUAUCAAAAGGUCUGAUCUGCUUGUGAGUAUUUUAAUUAAGGGGUUGUUUGGGGGGCCUGGUAGAGCUAUAGUUGCUUUUGACCAGCUUUCAUCUCAUUCAAGAGAUCUUUUAAAUACCUCUUUAUUACCCAUUUUAAAUGGUUAUUGUAGUAGCUUACGAGUUGUGUAUUAAUUGAUACCAAUAUUGUGAUGUCCAAGAUCUCCUAUGUAGAGUGGUGUAAGAGUCAAUAUUUUUGAUGUUA